AUGAACCCUGUUACCUCCCGAGCCGCGGUGCGCUCUAUGGCCACCUUGACACAUGCGGCCAGAGCUGCCAACCCCGCAGCCCGCAACCUUGUGUCGGUUGCUGCUCGUUCCAGCCGGGCUUUGAGCUCCAAUAGCCGUCUCGGCCAGUUCCCCCGCCUUCAGCAUGUGAACAGCAAGCGCGCCUUCAGCACAACUUUCAAGAUGUCUUCCGGUGUCCGUGUUGAGAGCGAUGCAUUUGGUGAGAUCGAGGUCCCUGGUGACAAGUACUGGGGUGCGCAGACCCAGCGCUCUCUGGGCAACUUCAACAUCAACCAGCCCCAGGACCGUAUGCCCGCCCCCGUUGUCAAGGCUUUCGGUAUCCUGAAGGGUGCUGCCGCUGCUGUUAACAUUAAGUACGGCCUCGACCCCAAGAUCGGUGAGGCCAUUCAGCAGGCUGCCGCUGAGGUUGCCGAGGGUAAGCUGCUGGACCACUUCCCUCUGGUUGUCUGGCAGACUGGCUCUGGCACUCAGUCCAACAUGAACUCCAACGAGGUCAUCUCCAACCGUGCCAUUGAGAUCCUUGGUGGCCAGAUGGGUUCCAAGAAGCCCGUCCACCCCAACGACCACGUCAACAUGUCUGCCUCCUCCAACGACUCCUUCCCCACUGUCAUGCACAUUGCCGCUGUUCUGGAGCUCGAGAACACCCUCAUUCCCUCUCUCAAGAACCUGCGCGACGCUCUGCAGGUCAAGGUCGACAACUUCGAGCACAUCAUCAAGAUUGGUCGCACCCACUUGCAGGAUGCUACUCCUCUCACUCUGGGCCAGGAGUUCUCUGGCUACGUCGCCCAGCUGGACCGCAACAUCGAGCGUGUUGAGGCUAGCAUCCCCCACCUCCGCUUCCUCGCUCAGGGUGGUACCGCCGUCGGUACUGGUCUGAACACCUUCAAGGGCUUCGAUGAGGCCAUCGCCGCCGAGGUCACCAAGAUGACCGGCACCGAGUUCAAGACUGCCCCCAACAAGUUCGAGGUUCUGGCUGCUCACGACUCCGUUGUUGAGGCUUCCGGUUCCCUGAACACCCUGGCUGGUUCUCUGUUCAAGAUCGCCCAGGACAUCCGUUACCUCGGCUCCGGCCCCCGUUGCGGUCUGGGUGAGCUGAACCUCCCCGAGAACGAGCCCGGCAGCUCUAUCAUGCCUGGCAAGGUUAACCCCACCCAGUGCGAGUCCCUCACCAUGGUUUGCGCCCAGGUUAUGGGUAACCACGUUGCUGCCACCAUCGGUGGUAUGAACGGUCAGUUCGAGCUGAACGUUUUCAAGCCCGUCAUGAUCAGCAACCUGCUCCACAGUGUCCGCAUCCUCUCCGAUGGUAUGGACAGCUUCCGCAAGAACCUCGUUGUCGGUCUUGAGGCCAACGAGACCCGCAUCAACUCUCUCCUGCACGAGAGUCUGAUGCUCGUGACCUGCCUGAACCCCGUUAUUGGCUAUGACAUGGCCUCCAAGGUUGCCAAGAACGCCCACAAGAAGGGUCUCACUCUUAAGCAGAGUGCUAUGGAGCUCAAGGCUCUCAGCGAGGAGGACUUUGACAAGCACGUCCGCCCCGAGCUGAUGCUUGCUCCUAAGGAGUUCAAGUAA
Penicillium malachiteum is the source of this 1608-nucleotide messenger RNA. RefSeq names its product class II fumarate hydratase. The record is from RefSeq and is a predicted model, not a curated record. Gene Ontology annotation, molecular function: fumarate hydratase activity. Gene Ontology annotation, cellular component: tricarboxylic acid cycle heteromeric enzyme complex; mitochondrion. The transcript has 6 exons. Lineage: Eukaryota; Fungi; Ascomycota; Eurotiomycetes; Eurotiales; Aspergillaceae. Gene Ontology annotation, biological process: fumarate metabolic process; tricarboxylic acid cycle; malate metabolic process. The coding region runs from base 1 to 1608 and encodes 535 amino acids.